AUGCGCGUGCCAUGUGAGUGGAGGGAGCGACCCCAACAGUGGGCUGACAGUGCGCGAGCACUUAUUAAGGAGAAAACCUUAUGAAGAUGAGUUUCUCCAUGUCUAGUAGUAGUAGUACUAGUAGUAAGCCCGAUCCUGGGGUACAAAAGGUAUGUUGAUGAUGACAAGUAGAAUCCUGGAGUACAUCUUCUCCAUCGCUAAUGAAAGGUGUGACUUGUAGUUUUGGGGUUGCUUAUACCCAGAUCGUUGCCAGGAUGUGCAGUAAAGCUGCCAAGCCCAAUGGGAGUUUGUGCGAGUUGAC
This is a messenger RNA of Amoebophrya sp. A25, 301 nucleotides long. The record is from the annotation of a GenBank genome assembly. NCBI's taxonomy places the organism in Eukaryota, Dinophyceae, Syndiniales, Amoebophryaceae.